AUGGCAUUUCAGGACAUGGCCAUGACAAUUGAAUACUUUGAGAGGCGGCAAGCUGAAAGCCCACAGUUCUUCUAUGCAACACAAGUGAAUAAGGAGACAAAUGCGGUGGAAGCAUUGUUUUGGGUGGAUGGAAGGACAAGAGCACUAUACCGAAAGUACAAGGACUGUGUCUUUUUUGAUACAACCUUCUGCACAAACAAAUAUAAUAUGCCUUUUGCUCUGAUCGUUGGCAUCAACAACCAUCUUCAGACUAUUGUCCUAGGCUGUGCAUUGCUUCCAAACGAGCAAACUGAAACCUUCAAGUGGGUCUUCCGGCAAUGGUUGCUUGCGAUGAACAAUGAGUACCCAACAAACCUUAUGACCGACCAAUGCAGAGCAAUGGAAACUGCAAUUUCUGAUGUGUUCCCUCACACAAUCCAUAGGCGUUGCAAGUGGCAUGUACAGCGGAAGGCACGUGAGAAACUCGGGGGGAUGCUUACAAGGGAUUCAAUUUUUGAGAAAACUUUCUAUGAAUGCAUCAAUGAAUCCGAGACAGUGGAUGAAUUUGAAAAAACAUGGCAACACAUGCUGCAUUGUUUCGAGUACACAGAGAAUAGGCACUUACAAAACAUGUGGGAAUGCCGUCAGACAUGGGCUCCUGCAUACUUCAAAAAUGAUUUCUUCCCUUUCGCAAGCACAACCGGGAGAUCAGAAGGGUUGAAUUCUUAUUUCAAGACGUUGGUGCAUCCACAAAACUCGGUUUUCACAUUUGUAAGUCAGUAUGAACUCCUACAAGAAACAAUGCUGGACCGUGAAGAUAUUGCUGCUUUCACCGGAGAAAUGACAACACCGCCACUAUGGGGACGAUACAGAAUAGAGCGUCAAGCUAUUAACUUCUACACACGCAACGUCUUUGUCAAGUUCCAAGAGCAAGCGGCAGCAUCGACAGCUUAUAUAAUCAACCAAGUGCCUAAUCUUGAGCAUGAAGGUAUCAUGUUCGAGCUUUACUCAAACCUAUAUGAUAAUCCAAAGUUGUACCAUGUGCAUGCUGUGAUAGAAGAGGGGCUGUACUCAUGUAGCUGCCAUUACUUCGAGAUGAAUGGUGUGCUUUGCUCACACAUUAUAAGGGUGAUGAUACAACUAAAUGUGCAAGAAAUUCCAAGUAGAUACAUGAUGGAAAGGUGGUCCGAAGUAGCUACAACAAACAUGGACACCUCUGGGAGGUUCCUUGAGUUUGGACUACCAGAAACAAACACUCUCAAGUAUAACUCGUUGUGCAGAGAUAUGAAUGCAUUGGCAGCAGAAGCAUGCUCUGUUGAUCCAGUUUACAACUUACUGACAGAUGUAAUGAAGCAGCUCUGGCCCAUAGUUGCUUCAAUGAAAAAAGAGCAAAUGUCAAGGGAAGAUGUGAUGCAGCAGCAACCCCCUCAAGCAGGUGAAUGUAAUGCUGUAACUAGGACAAACCCACAAUCAUCAGCACUGCUACAAAAUCCUGCUCGUGUGCCGAAGCAAGGUUGA
Messenger RNA from Aegilops tauschii subsp. strangulata, 1497 nucleotides. RefSeq names its product protein FAR1-RELATED SEQUENCE 3-like. Gene Ontology annotation, molecular function: zinc ion binding. The record is from RefSeq and is a predicted model, not a curated record. Gene Ontology annotation, biological process: regulation of DNA-templated transcription. NCBI's taxonomy places the organism in Eukaryota, Viridiplantae, Streptophyta, Magnoliopsida, Poales, Poaceae.